Molecule: messenger RNA, 1954 nt
Organism: Clarias gariepinus (North African catfish)
Lineage: Eukaryota; Metazoa; Chordata; Actinopteri; Siluriformes; Clariidae
Product: class I histocompatibility antigen, F10 alpha chain-like
Exons: 8
Coding region: 58-1125 (355 amino acids)
Biological process (GO): immune response
Cellular component (GO): external side of plasma membrane
Source: RefSeq, a predicted model, not a curated record
UGCAGGGAACCGAGGAUCUACUUAUUCUAUAUUUAUAUACACAAUAUUUAUACACUGAUGGAAAUCCUGCUUCUCCUCGCGCUCGGGGUUCAUCUGACAGCAGCAGAUACACACACUUACCAGUACUUCUUCACAGCAGUUACACCAGGAAUACAUUUCCCAGAAUUCACUGUUGUGGGUUUGCUGGAUGGAGUGCAGUUUGAGUACUAUGACAGUAACAUCAGGAAGGCGAUCCCAAAGACUGAGUGGAUACAGAAAAACAAAGGUGUAGAUUACUGGAAAAGGAACACGCAGAAUGGACAGGGUCAGGAGGAGAGCUUCAAAGGCAAUGUGGAUACACUAAUGCAGCGCUUUAAUCAGACUGAAGGUGUUCACACAGUGCAGAUGAUGUGUGGCUGUGAGCUGGAUGAUGACGGCAGCACUAGAGGAUACAAACAGUACAGUUAUGAUGGAGAAGAUUUCCUCAGCUUUGAUCUGAAGACUCUGACCUGGAUCGCUCCGACACCUCAGGCUGUGAUCAGCAAGAACAAGUGGGAUAAAACAGGAGCAGCGGCUAAUCAGUGGAGGAACUUCCUGGAGAACACCUGUAUUGAGGAGUUAAAGAAGUAUGUGUCUUAUGGCAGAGAGACUCUGGAGAGGAAAGUUCGUCCUGAGGUGUCAGUGUUCCAGAAGCACUCGUCUUCUCCAGAGGUGGUGUGUCACGCUACAGGGUUCCUACCCAAAGCAGUAAUGAUCACCUGGCAGAAGGACGGAGAGGACGUGCAUGAGGACGUGGAGCUCAGAGAGACUUUACAUAACCAGGAUGGAAGCUUCCAGAAGAGAAGCAUUCUGAAAGUCCCAGCUGAGGAGCUGCAGAAACACAACUACACCUGCGUGGUUCAGCACAGCAGCUUGGGGGAUGAGAGAAUAGUGAAAGAAGUACCAAAAGGUGGAGGAUCGAUUGGUGUCAUCAUUGGUGUAAUUGCGGCUCUCGUCUCUCUUGCUGCUCUCGCCGGUUGUGUUGGUUUUCUCGUCUGGAGGAACUCGUCUGGUGAGAGGAAUAAAGCCUUUGAACCACUUCCACAAAACUCCUCACCAUCCACUGAUGAUGAUUCUUCCUCCAACAACUCCAACAACAAAGUGUGACUGUGUCUGUGCUCUGAGUUUUAUUUUAUAUCUCUGUUCUUUAAAGCACAUGAUCUCAGGAUCAGUUCUACACUUACUCUCAUCUUCUCUACACGUAAUACAACUAGUGGUUACUUUGAUAUAUUAGUGGAAAUGCUGUUUCUAACUAACCAGUAAUUUAUUCUAUGAAUCUAUUUGGUUUAAUCCAUGAUAACUGUUGUUUAUUGCUAUUCCUAUUUCUCCAAACAUUUAUUAAAGAUCAGAAUAUUGCCAUUAUUGUGUUGGUCAUUAUACAACAUUUUACUUGGGAAUCGAUUCAACCAAUCAUCUGUCAGCAUAUUAAAAUCCCCAUCUAUUAUUACAUUCUCUGUUGGGUGGAGAUGUUUAUGGUCCAGAAUAGUUUCUUAUAAAUGUGCAAAUAUUGAGUAUUGUUAUUAUAUCUGUAUAUGUUAGCAAGAAUUACAAAGAAGACCUGUCAAUAUUCAUAACCAUAAUUAUCCAGUGACCAACCAUCAGAUUGAACUGUUAUCAUUUAGAUUAGUGACUAACAGGCCUAAAGGCAGACGUCAUUGACUGAUUUUCUUUAGAAUUUUUCUUUGCAGCAUUUGAGUGCAAAAAUCAACACUAACUUAAAGAGAACCAGGAACUGUGAUACUGAGGAGAUAAAACAUGGACUGUGUGUUUGUUUCCUUUUGAGAUGGGGCUAAAGGACGGACCUACAUAUUAAAUUCUGUAAUAACAAAAUAAAUAGUAUAUAAUGUUUGUAUUUAUGUGUGCGGCCAUUAAACUGGAGAACUACAGUGUUGUUCUUCUGGAUGUGUCAUUGUAAAUACGCCCCCCUGUCACAGUA